AUGGCACAACCUCGUAUCUCAGCCUAUCUCCCCCCUGACAUAGACCCCACCAAAGCUGCUCUGGCCUUUGGGAGGAGGGCCCUUCCUAAGCUGAAUGAGGAGCUGCAGUCUCCCGAGCUGCUGACGCAGCAGCGGGCGCUGGUGGCUCUCUGCGAUCUGGUGCACGAUCCUGAACAAGUCUACCAGGCAAUAGCAUUGGGAUUCUUGGAUAGCCUGAAGGCUUUGCUGGUGCACGAGGACCAAACUGUCCGGCAGAAAACAACAGAAGUUCUCUCUGUCAUGGCUUUGCACAGUAUUGGCAGGGAAGGGCUACUACGAAGUGGAGUCAUUUCUGCCCUGGCUGGGCUCCUGGAGGAUCCAGCAGAUGUCUGUCGGAGGAACACCCAUCAGGUUUUUGACAUGCUGGCGAGAUUACCUGAAGGGGCUGCUGGUGUCCUGCAGGCUGGUUUGAUUCCCCCACUGGUCCUGAAGCUGGAGGCAGAGUUGGAUGAGAUCCAGGAGCUGAUCCUGGGUACACUCUCCAACUGCCUCCGGGUGGAGGUUUCUGAAGCCCUGGCAGCUGGUGCUGUUCCUGUGCUGAAGGAAAAGCUCUCACACCCCUCCACAGCCAUCAGGAGCAAAGCAGCCUGGGUCCUCUUAGAAAUCAGCUCUCACGCCGAGGGGAAAAUCGCCGUGUUUGAGGAGGAGGUGAUUCCUGUGCUGCUGAGCCUGCUGGAGGACACGCAGCCCGAAGUUCGAGUUAACUCAACGGGAGCGCUGAUGUUUGCUCUUGUUACGCCUCAGGGGAGAUCCACAGCCAUGGGUGCUGAAGCCAUUCCACCUUUACUGGCGCUGGUUGCUGAGGAAACCAGCAAAGCGCGUUUGAAUGCGAUCAAAGCCCUCACCCUGCUGGCUGAGCUGCCCGAGGGCCGCCAGGCGCUGCUGGAGCACAGGGACACCUUUCAGCGGUGUCUGGAGGAUCCCAGCGAGGCCGUGCAAAGAGCGGCCGAAAUCGCCAUCACCGCGAUCGACUGGAAACCCUUCUGCAGCCGCGAUCUUUUCUAG
Agelaius phoeniceus (red-winged blackbird) is the source of this 1044-nucleotide messenger RNA. RefSeq names its product radial spoke head 14 homolog (gene RSPH14). The record is from RefSeq and is a predicted model, not a curated record. Gene Ontology annotation, molecular function: protein binding. Gene Ontology annotation, cellular component: membrane coat. Lineage: Eukaryota; Metazoa; Chordata; Aves; Passeriformes; Icteridae. Gene Ontology annotation, biological process: vesicle-mediated transport; intracellular protein transport.